UCAAAAAUUAUUGUGUGUGCAUUGGGCUUGGGUACGGCAGUAAGCAGUUAGUUUGCUCAGUGUUCCUGAGACGAAAGUUCAAAUCCUACAUUUGAUGAGUUGGACUCUGGAGUCUGGUUGAACUGCCUUGCUGGGUUUGGCUUCGAUGCUGCGCUAGCACGUAGAGCUGCUGUGCUCUCUCCACUCCUACUUACUUGCUUGAGCAACCCCACCGCUCGGUAGCCGUCUGCGAGGCCUCACCGCGAAACUUUUCGUCAAAAUCGCCCUGGAAUCAGCGAGGCCAGCGGAGUUGGAACGUUGACUUGCCAGUGCAAGAAGAAAAUAAUUAUAAAAAUGGGUCUGCUUGCAAUGUUGCGCAAGCUGCGCGGCAGCGAUCACCAAGAAGUGAGAAUUCUCCUCCUCGGUCUGGACAAUGCCGGCAAGACAACGAUCCUGAAGCAACUGGCGUCGGAGGACGUCACACAGAUCACACCUACGCAGGGAUUCAACAUCAAGAGCGUUAAGAACUCUGGUUUCUCUCUAAACGUAUGGGAUAUCGGCGGCCAGCGUCACAUCCGGCCGUACUGGAAGCACUACUUUGACAACACCGACUGUCUGGUAUUUGUGAUCGAUAGCUCUGACAAGAGACGGCUAAACGAAAGCGGAUCGGAGUUGGCCGAACUUCUGCAUGAAGAGUCUCUCUCACAGGUACCAGUCUUGGUGUUUGCCAACAAGCAGGACCUCUUCUCGUCGGAACCUCCGGAUGUGGUUGCCUCCGGGCUGCAGUUGGAGAAAGUAAAGGACAGGUCGUGGCAGAUUCAGGGAUGCAUCGCAACAACGGGCGAAGGUGUACAGGAUGGCUUUGACUGGAUUUUGGCCCAGGUGCGCGAGAAGGCCAAGCGAAAAGCGCAGGAGAAGGCCGCCAAGAAAUAGACGGCACGAGAGCUGUGUUGUGGCGCAAGUGCAUGGCAAGGAGACGUCGUCGCGUGGACGCGUCUUGAAUGGCAUAGCGCGUGCACACUGCAACCGCCACGGGACGGCAGAGCAACCUAGUUUCAACCCCAGCGUUUUUAGUGCAUGUGUCGCCAUCCACAAUCACACGGCCAUCGUCCCUGAUCCUUUUGCCCGGGCUGCUGUACUUGUGUCCCUGGUAUCGGUGGUCUGGACAGCACAAGGUACUACUGUACAUGUAUGUGUCUCUGGGGGGGCUGCUACACAGACUUUGAAUGCAUCCCAUAACAACCAGUACUAGUCUUGCUGCAUGGACACAAGUGGGUGACAAAACACACGCUUCCAUGAAACUGUCUCGUCUGAAUGAAAUUCUAUUCUAUUCUAUGAUCGAACUCGAAGUGAAUGCCGCAUUUAUAUAGAGAUAAUUGAUAGAUGAACAGUUUUGUCAUGCAAAUGGCUUACGACCAUGUAGAAAACAUGUUUCCCUGCACAUUUACAUAAUUUUGUAUUCGUUGCCUAUUUUAUUGCCGUUUUUGAUGCCUCUUCAUCCUAGAUCCUGCAAAGAAUUCACAUUUCUUCUUUGGUGAUCCUGUCUGUUCACAAACAAUUUUUUAAGCCGUCAGAAAAAAUCUUCUGCCCCCCCCCCCCA
This is a messenger RNA of Sycon ciliatum, 1579 nucleotides long. RefSeq names its product ADP-ribosylation factor-like protein 3. The transcript is spliced from 8 exons. Gene Ontology annotation, biological process: cilium assembly. NCBI's taxonomy places the organism in Eukaryota, Metazoa, Porifera, Calcarea, Leucosolenida, Sycettidae. The record is from RefSeq and is a predicted model, not a curated record. Gene Ontology annotation, cellular component: cytoplasm; microtubule cytoskeleton. The coding region runs from base 334 to 912 and encodes 192 amino acids. Gene Ontology annotation, molecular function: GTP binding; GTPase activity.